CUUUCUCGCACAGCACCCGUCCCUCACGCCAUCCUAUCCUCUCGUCGUCCCUCCUCGUUUGGUCCUCGUUUCGCCGCCGCCCUUGCAACCUUCAUUUAUCGAACAACCACAAAGCCUUCUCCGUGGGAAGCCGCAUUCGUGAUUUCGCGGCUCGAUUUCGCUGCUAAGCUGAGCUCCAGCGUAGUGCAGGGAAAUCUCUGAGUCUAUCCUGCCGUUACGGGCGAUUCAGUUUGAGAAACCAUAAUUCAGCCUAGGCCUCCUGUCGAGUCAUAUUUCCUCGCAUCACCUCUUCACUCAUUCCCGCCAUCCUAUCCUCUCACCAGCCGGCUGGCCGUGCUCGUGUAGCUGCCGCCAUCGCAGCCAUAGCAUGGAGGAACCGGCGAGACCCUUUCAGCAGGAAGCAAGUUGUCAUAUCGCGAAGCGCCUUAGUCUCUCCUGGCGGUUCACGUUGUGAUCCGGUCUGAGAAACCCUAAACAGGUGUGCGAGACCCUAAAUGCCACCGGCAAAUUCAUGUGGCGAUCGAGGAACGGAUUGCGCCGUCUGGUAGCAGCUUAGCCGCAACACAAAGGCGGGGAACGGAUUCCUCGGCUAGUAGAGUCUGUGGCACGUCUCGCGUUAGCUGCUCCAACUAUCGCUCAGCCAGCACAGCGUGGCGAUGCCUUCAGCCAGCCUCGCAGUGCUUCUCGUCCUUAUGUCGCUCGUUCGCUUGCCACCCUCUAAGUUCUCUCUCGCACCUCUCUCUCCCGUACGUCUCUUCGUCCAUUUCGUUUUCUUUGCCAUCGCGCAUCUGCAUUUCCCUCCACAGCAAUUUGCGCAUCUGUAUGCCGCUCACCCUUCCGCCGUUAUAACUCUCCGCAUUCAACCGCCCUUCCGUUCAUCCGGCCGCCUGUGCCAUGCGCGCCGCUGCCCGUUCGCGAAACUGAGUUCAUCAAUCCCCACAUCCAGACCAAGCCGCUCCACGAUAACUAGCACGCGUGAAACCAGCUCCUCUCGCUUUGUCCCUCACACUGUCUUCGAUCGCCGGACACAGACAUGGCAGGGGGAGCACCAUCAUACUGAGCGAUCGGAUCCGACUCGUUUCGAAGUCUCUCCCAUCAUUCCAUCAUCCGUCUCCUCCGCUCGCCCCCUUCUCUCCGACCCAAACACCCCUUCUCGUCCUCUUCUCUUGACUUUCCUUCCGACACCACUGGUGUCAGCAGUGCAGCGCCGCGUCGCAGGAGCGUUUUCUGGCACCCGUGCGAACCGUUUGUGGUGGCAGCGAGGAUCCUGACCUCGCUCAGGUUGCUACGUUGGAGAAAUGGCGGUGCGAUGAUCGCGUCGCAGUGGAUGGACACAUGCGCGAUGCGACACUCGGCAGUCCGAACGGGUAUAGACUGCCACCGCAGCAGCACGGAGCAUGGAAGCAUCGUGUGGCACAUCUCAGAGGGCCGUGGGGGAGUGAACCUGCAGCAAGGGAAGGGGAGGGAGGCCUCGACUUGCGACCGACAUUGCCGCGCGAAAGCGUGGCGAGUCUCAUGCCGAAUGAUGACGCCGACGCCGUGCGCCGUUCACGCAUGGCUGCACCGCGCUCGGUUAUUCCUGCCUCUCACCCUCUGCCUCUCACCCUCUGCCUCCCUCACUGCCCCCGUCGAUUUUCGGGAGAACAAGAGCAUUCCUCGUCCGUCCAGUGGUGCCCUCCCCCAGCUGCCAGCGCAGAACCGGGGAGCAUGGGAGCAUGGCGCGCCCAGGGGGCCAUGGGGGAGGGAACUGGCGAGGAGGGCUGCUGUCACAGCGCCGGUCGCUAUUGCUGGUGAACAGUUCAGGUGAGGGCUGCACAACCUUCCAGAGGACAGUGAACAACCAGGAGGAACGCCACUGAGAGCAAUUCACGCAGUCGGCUCUGUUUCCCUAGCCCAUUCAGCAGCAUCUACCCUUCACUCCAGUCCCAUCUUCACGGAGUGGGUAGCUGCCAGCAACGCUGCUUCUCAAACCCUCCAGAAGUUUCAAUCGUUUCUUGUGUUCUCGUGCAUGAGGACCUAAGUUAAAUAUGCAUUCCUCCUACCGUAUUCCCCCGUAUACAACACCCCGCAAAAUUAAACUCCCAUGGGUAGUUUGAGCGGACAUGGGUGCUUUAUUAAAGUGGAUAUUGAUAACACCCGCCUUCGGCGAUUGCAAACAUUUGAACACCCCCCUACUUUAUAAAAUGUUAUUUUUAGU
Messenger RNA from Closterium sp. NIES-67, 2197 nucleotides. NCBI's taxonomy places the organism in Eukaryota, Viridiplantae, Streptophyta, Zygnematophyceae, Desmidiales, Closteriaceae. The record is from the annotation of a GenBank genome assembly.